UACAGCUUCCGAGGUUAACAAGCAUGGCUCUAAUCCAAGAAGGGGACAAAAUUUUGUUAAAAAAGGACAACCACUUGAAAUUAUUUGAAAUUAGGAGAAACAGGCCUGUAGCAGUGGAAAAGGUCAAGUUCACUUUGGAUGCUGCGAUUGGGCAGCCCUAUGGCACCUUGUUUGAGGUUAAGGAUAAGGGACUGGUGAAGGUGCUGCGGGCAGAUUAUGCUGAUGAUGCCCCAGUGGAAGGUGAGAGAGGAGAUGACAACCGUGAAUUGUUGGACAGGGACAGCAACCAGAAGCUGUCACAUGAUGAAAUAGCCCAGAUGAAAGAGGAAGGAGUACGAGGAGAGAGUAUUGUGGAGCACUUGAUUGAAAAUAGCGCUACGUUUAAAACAAAGACAGAAUUUGCACAGGAGAAAUAUGUUCAAAAGAAAAAGAAGAAACAUUUGCCUGUCUAUACCAUCCUGAAGCCCACGACUCGUCUGCUCUGUGAGAUGUAUUUGUCACGGUCCGCCAAUAAAAUUGGGUACCUGCGCAUGGACAGUCUCUCCCAGAUUCUCACAUAUGGAAAUGUGCAGGCUGGUAGCACUAUCGCUGUGGUGGACAGCUGCCUGGGACUCGUACUGGGUGCCGUCAUGGAGAGGAUGAUGGGUCAUGGCAAAGUCAUUCACUUGUACCCAGGCACACAGCCAAACAGGCCAGCACUUGAUGCGUAUGGCUUCCCAGAUCAUGUGCUGAAGUCCCUCAUUGAUUUCCCACUUCCAUAUGUGAAGGACCUUUAUACUGAUGACAGAGCCCCAAAUUGGGAGUUUGAGGCAGAAUCCUGUGACGACGGUGAACGGGCAGAGUCUGACAAAGACAACCGCAAAAGGAAGCAUGAGGAUCAGUGGAACAAAAAGAGCAGAAAAGAGCAACAGCUUCGAGAGGCGAGGAAUGCAAUGAAGGGCAAAGUAGAUGGUUUAAUAGUGGCCUUUAACCAGGACCCUCUACCAGUUGUUUCAUACUUAUCUCCUUUCAUUCACCCAUCCCGACCUGUGGUGGUGUUCUCACAGUUCAAAGAGCCCUUGAUGGACACAUAUGUACAGAUGAGAGAGAAGAAUGUUGGGGUGAACUUCAGGGUAACAGAGACAUGGCUCAGAGAAUACCAGGUGUUACCAGAGCGCACUCAUCCCAUGGUGAAAAUGAGUGCUGGAGGGGGUUACUUACUAACUUACACAACUGUCAUCCCAAGCUGAUGAGGGCAGGGAGCACGUGCUGAUGGUCACAGAAGACAUCAGCAUGAAUCUGAGGAGUGCCACAGCGUGCUGACUGGGUCAGACAGAUCUUGACUUAGUGAUAUACGACAUAACAGACCAGGGAUCAAGUGUCCGACUGUGACUAUAGACAGCUAAUAUCCGAGUGUGAAGCUGUGUGCACAUGUAUUUAGAAUAUCUGUUUUCAGAUAGUGUGAUCAAAUUUUUUGUUGGAAUGACUGAACAGCGGGAAGUUCCCCCAACAUGAUGUCGCCUUGUGACUGUUUUGAUUAAAUGAACAGACCUGUUUCAUGAUACGUCGUAAAAUUUGGAAUGCUUUCUCGUAUUAGAAAGCCAUUGCCGUGAUUGAGCCAAACAACAAUUUCUUCUCCUGCAUAAAAUUUGACACAGUGGCUGGUAUACAUAUACUAGCCAGCUUAUAGAUGUGAAACAAUGAAUUGAGUUUUUUCCUUGAUAUGGCUCAAAUAUUUGCUUCGUGUUGCCAUAAUCAUACUAAGUAAAUUGAUUUAUUCAGUCUUGUGUUCUGUGUAAAGCCAUUUCAUGUGACUUCAAAGCAAUCUGUAUUCAUCUUGUCAGUUUAGUUGACUUGGGUUUCAAUGAAAAGGCUUGAAUAAAUGUAAGGAUAACAUGUA
Messenger RNA from Liolophura sinensis, 1879 nucleotides. RefSeq names its product tRNA (adenine(58)-N(1))-methyltransferase non-catalytic subunit TRM6-like. The record is from RefSeq and is a predicted model, not a curated record. NCBI's taxonomy places the organism in Eukaryota, Metazoa, Mollusca, Polyplacophora, Chitonida, Chitonidae. Gene Ontology annotation, cellular component: nucleus; tRNA (m1A) methyltransferase complex. The transcript is spliced from 12 exons. The coding region runs from base 24 to 1229 and encodes 401 amino acids. Gene Ontology annotation, biological process: tRNA methylation.